AUGUCUACAUUCGUUCCAUUCCAAUCGGCUCAAGUCUACGAAGAACGACUCAACGGCAGCUCGACCACCGAGGGACAAGGAUGGAUACGGAUGGACCACGAGGACAACUCGGAAGAAGAUAAAGCUCCAUUCGGGAGUCAGCCGAUAACUCUUUUGUAUCAUCAAAGAAACACAAGACAUACAACGCAGAAAUGCAUUUUGAAAAGAUGCGUUAAAAUUUUAUGGGGUUAUUCAGCUAGCAAAACAGAAAGAUUUUGUGGGACCCCGUGCACUACCUUUCAAAUUUUUCCAAACAUAUUGAGUUCUAACGGAAACGAUUAA
This is a messenger RNA of Caenorhabditis briggsae, 321 nucleotides long. Lineage: Eukaryota; Metazoa; Nematoda; Chromadorea; Rhabditida; Rhabditidae. The record is from RefSeq and is a predicted model, not a curated record. The transcript is spliced from 2 exons. The coding region runs from base 1 to 321 and encodes 106 amino acids.